Mus musculus (house mouse) is the source of this 3052-nucleotide messenger RNA. RefSeq names its product wingless-type MMTV integration site family, member 10B (gene Wnt10b). Gene Ontology annotation, biological process: canonical Wnt signaling pathway; hematopoietic stem cell proliferation; Wnt signaling pathway. The transcript has 5 exons. Gene Ontology annotation, molecular function: signaling receptor binding. The record is from RefSeq and is a predicted model, not a curated record. Gene Ontology annotation, cellular component: extracellular region. NCBI's taxonomy places the organism in Eukaryota, Metazoa, Chordata, Mammalia, Rodentia, Muridae. Bases 119 to 1288 code for a protein of 389 amino acids.
AGAUCAGUUGUGGGGCCCACAGAGAGGGAGCGGUUGGUGAGGAGGGAUAGAGGGUCUGAGAGAACCGGUCUCAAAUGGGCGCUGACUGACUCGCCCACCGGAGCCUCCGGGCUUCGACAUGCUGGAGGAGCCCCGGUCUCGGCCUCCGCCCUUAGGCCUCGCGGGUCUCCUGUUCUUGGCUUUGUUCAGUCGGGCUCUAAGCAAUGAGAUUCUGGGCCUUAAACUUCCCGGUGAGCCGCCGCUGACGGCCAACACCGUGUGCUUGACCCUGUCCGGACUGAGUAAGCGACAGCUGGGGCUGUGCCUGCGCAGCCCCGACGUGACGGCGUCGGCGCUCCAGGGGCUGCACAUCGCCGUUCACGAGUGUCAGCACCAGCUGCGCGACCAGCGCUGGAACUGCUCGGCACUGGAGGGCGGCGGCCGGCUGCCGCACCACAGCGCCAUCCUCAAGCGCGGUUUCCGUGAGAGUGCUUUCUCCUUCUCCAUGCUGGCUGCUGGGGUCAUGCAUGCUGUUGCCACAGCCUGCAGCCUGGGCAAGCUGGUGAGCUGCGGCUGCGGAUGGAAGGGUAGUGGUGAGCAAGACCGGCUUAGAGCCAAGCUGCUGCAGCUUCAGGCACUGUCUCGGGGCAAGACUUUCCCCAUCUCCCAGCCCAGCCCUGUUCCUGGCUCAGUCCCCAGCCCCGGCCCCCAGGACACGUGGGAAUGGGGUGGCUGUAACCACGACAUGGACUUCGGAGAGAAGUUCUCUCGGGAUUUCUUGGAUUCCAGGGAGGCUCCCCGGGACAUCCAGGCGAGAAUGCGGAUCCACAACAACAGGGUGGGACGCCAGGUGGUAACGGAAAACCUGAAGCGGAAGUGCAAAUGCCAUGGAACGUCAGGCAGCUGCCAAUUCAAGACCUGUUGGAGGGCAGCGCCAGAGUUCCGGGCCAUCGGGGCAGCACUGAGGGAGCGGCUGAGCAGAGCCAUCUUUAUCGAUACCCACAACCGCAACUCUGGAGCGUUCCAGCCCCGCCUACGUCCGCGGCGCCUCUCUGGAGAGCUGGUUUACUUUGAGAAGUCUCCUGACUUCUGCGAGCGAGACCCUACUCUGGGCUCCCCAGGCACGAGAGGCCGGGCUUGCAACAAGACCAGCCGCCUCUUGGAUGGCUGUGGCAGCCUGUGCUGUGGCCGUGGGCACAACGUGCUCCGGCAGACGCGAGUGGAGCGCUGCCACUGUCGUUUCCACUGGUGCUGUUAUGUGCUGUGUGAUGAGUGUAAAGUCACAGAGUGGGUCAAUGUGUGUAAAUGAAGGUGAGCCUCGCCUAGGCACGACGAGGAGGAGAAGCACUGUGUGAGGGCUGCUCUCUUUCAGCCCUUUGCUCGGAUUUCUGUCUAGGGUUUAUCGUGGCUCCCGGAAGCUCAGAGCAUCUGCCUGAGAACAGCUCUGGGGGUGUAGGGUCAGGUGAAAUCUGUAACGAGCAGCCUUUUGUGGGGGAAGUGGCCCCACACUCUGUUCUUAAACACUCGAAUAGACUAAGAUGAAAUGCACUGUACUGUUAGCGUCUUCUCUACCUACAGCUCCCUCGGGCUCAGGUUCCUACUUCCUUUGGAUAGGGAGUCUAUCUUUUGGCCACUCCUCUUCCUCGAAGGAUAAUAGCAGGCAUUGUGUGGAGUCAAUAAGACCCGUAUAUAUAGCAAGAGACCACCUCUUCCUAUUUGUGGUUCUCAAACUCCUCCACUACAGCCCAGAACCUCCUCUUAUGGGACCUCGGGUGACAAUAAUGAGAGGUUUUCGGUUGGAAAAGGACAGAGGGCAGGGAAGCCUCAGACAGCUGUCUUGUCAGGCUCUUGGGAGGCUUCUCCUUCCGUUCAGUUGUUGAAAGGGUCUCUCCAAAGGAAAGGUUUUAGCCAUAACUCUUGGAGGCCCUUUUCCUUCUUCAGCAGGAAGGGUGGGAAUGGAUAAUUUAUUUUACUGAGAUGUGUUCUUGGUUCCUGUUUGAAACUAAAAUAAAUUAAGUUACUGAACUACUGGACUGGCAGUGGCAGAUGGUGAUAUGUCUAGCCACACUCGGGGUAGUAGCCCGUGUUUUUUUCUCUUUCUAGGUGAAGUCUACACUCCUGUACUCAGUGACUUUUUAUGUAUAUCCUGCUGACUUCCACAAAGGAUUUGAAAUGAUGCUCAAAGACUGAGUUUAGGUUUUUAGUCUGUACAAACCAAGGUGGACUUCUGGGUGUGAAGGACUUUUAGAUUCAAAUGUACAUAGACCCUGUUCACCCCGAGCCCUAGGCUCCAGGGUCACCUUCACCAUUACUCAGAACCAAAGCUGGUGCUUGUCUCCCCUGUAAAGGGCUAGAUGGUAGAUACACUAGGCUAUUUAUACUGUGGUCUCUAUGUCGACAACUCACCUCCACCGUACUUACCCAGUUCUGCUGUUAUAGACCCCAAAUAGUUAUGGCAGGGGGUGAAUGAAAGCAGACACAGACCUCACAUAAGCGGAUGGGGAUAGCUGUGUUCAACACAGCUCACAAAGCUGGUGUGCAGGGCCAGACCUUGCCCUCCGACUGUCACUUAUUGAACCCUUUGCUAUACUACAAGGUCAUGUCUGCAAUGGGAGUUUCAGAACUUAAACUUAACAAUUAGGUGGACAAUUAAAGGACAGGUACUGUUGUCUCUAAGUCCAAACCAGAGAAUUGGGCAGGGGUUGGGGGCUGGAGGGUGGGGGUGGGGUGGGGGGAGGGAUGUACAACAAGGGUGAUGGGAAAAAAAUUGAGAGGAUUCCUAUGCUCAAAAUGCAAAAUGUGUCGUUUGUCAGGGAAGAGUCUCACUGUGUACCCCAGGCUAGCCAGGCGGUCAGUACGUACCCUAGGCUGGCUUCAGACUUUCCACUGUGUCUCAUUCUUGAGUUCUGGAAUUGCAUGUAGGCCUUACCACUCCCGGCUAAAAAUUAGAUAAUUUUAGCAAAACUAGCAUUCUCUGCCACUGAAUUAUUUGCAUAUACAUUUUGUCUUUCUUUAUUCAAUGUUCUUUUUUUUUGUAUUUAAUCUGAGUAAAAUAAUUUCUUUAUCUUUUCAA